Volvox carteri f. nagariensis is the source of this 852-nucleotide messenger RNA. RefSeq lists its product as uncharacterized. NCBI's taxonomy places the organism in Eukaryota, Viridiplantae, Chlorophyta, Chlorophyceae, Chlamydomonadales, Volvocaceae. Gene Ontology annotation, molecular function: protein-L-isoaspartate (D-aspartate) O-methyltransferase activity. Gene Ontology annotation, cellular component: cytoplasm. The record is from RefSeq and is a predicted model, not a curated record. The coding region runs from base 1 to 852 and encodes 283 amino acids. The transcript is spliced from 5 exons. Gene Ontology annotation, biological process: protein modification process.
AUGCUGGCAGGCAUUAGGGCGGUGCGUGGGCACCUACACCUCGCACGACAUAUCGUGACGUCUGGAGGUCUUUGUAACGCAGCUGCGACGGUGAACUUUGACAACGAUAACCAAGAUGCUCUGGUAGAUAGCCUCGUGCGACAAGGCCUAGUCCAAAGCCCGAGGGUGGAGGCAGUGCUGCGCGCCUUGGACAGGCGCGAUUUCACCUUCACCCACAUGGGAAUCCCGGCCCACGUCAGCUACAGGGACAGCCAAGUGCCCAUCGGCCAGGGUCAAACCAUCUCCGCACCCUCCUUCCAUGCCAUCUGCCUGGAGCUGCUGGCGCCGUACACCGCACCCGGGGCCGCCGCACUGGACAUAGGCGCGGGUACGCUUGUUAGCUUGGCUUGGUGGCGGCAAGCCGAACUUGGGCUGACUGGACGGUGGGCAGGACUCCUCCGGGGCCUGGCAUCGGUCAUCGGCCUGGGGACCCAACACGAUUCCGUCCGCCGCACUGCGCCAGGCCGUACUAACCCAACCGCCAACACAUCAUCGUCGCGGCUGCGGAUGCAGCUACACAACAUCGAGCUGCUGUACGGCAAUGUAUUGGAAGAUUCGGCGCUCGAGGCGGUGUCAGCAGCUGGGCCCUAUGACGUCAUCCACGUGGGCGCAACCGCACGUGAGGUGCUCCCCAGCUUGACCGCCCUAUUGCGACCCGCGGGUCGGCUGGUGCUGCCAGUGGGGCCACCGGUGGGCAUGCAGAGCUUGGUGGUGGUGGACAGAGCGGCGGACGGCUCCCUCAGCCCCCCCCGGCCGGUGAGAGAUGUGAAGCUGUCACCACUGGCGCCACCCAACGCUGAGCGACCGUUGUGA